AUGAUUGAUGCAAUUCGAAUUCUAAAAUCGGGUGAUAAUGAUGAUUUAAAAAAUCUUAUACAAACUUUUAAUAUUCAUUCACGCGAUGCAGACAAUAAUACACUAUUGCAUCAUGCAUGUUUAUUAGGCAAUGUUGAAGCAGUACGUCUACUGCUCGACAGUGGUGUCCACGCGAAUGCUUCUAAUAUUGAUGGACAGACGCCGAUAUGUGAUGCAGCUUUAAGUGGUUCAGCUGAGAUUAUUUCUCUUCUGCUCAAUAGUAAAGUUGAUGUCAAUCCACCAUCGUAUUGGGGUUCACCGUUAAUUUAUGCUACACAAAAUGAAUCAUUACAUGCUAUGGAAGUUUUAAUCGAAGCUGGUGCAAGUUUAAAUUCUCCUGAACGUUCUGGCCUGUGUCCUUUACAUAUAGCUAUACAAAGAAGAUUUUAUGCUGGUGUUUAUCUACUACUUUCAAAAGAAGAAGAAGAAAGCAGAGAAAGUGAUUAA
This is a messenger RNA of Trichobilharzia regenti, 486 nucleotides long. The record is from the annotation of a GenBank genome assembly. Lineage: Eukaryota; Metazoa; Platyhelminthes; Trematoda; Strigeidida; Schistosomatidae.